GUAGGAAGGUCCGUGCUGGGCGCGCAACAUUGGCGGCCGAAAGCUUUCUGAACAUCGUCGGGCAGGGCCCUCGUCUAACCUUGCGACUUACAUCUUCAAGGACGAACCCGACUCCAUUCCUAAGAAGAAGCCCGCUAGCUCUCGGCCUCCAAAGCUCUCAAUAUGGCGCGAAAUUCGGAAAAAGCGCAGAGCAUGCUCUUUCGCUUCCGCGAGGCACAAGCCGCGGAUCUGGGCAUUAUCGACAUCGGCCGAACAAGGCGACCAAGAGUGAUUACCGAAGUCGAUUCGAUACCUUCUUGCGAGAAAUGGCGCGGCCAGGUGCUCAAGGAGAUCUCUCGCAAGGUCUCCAAGAUCCAAGACACGGCUCUCAGCGACUACCAGAUCCGCGACCUUAACGACGAGAUCAACAAGCUCAUGCGGGAGAAAUACAUGUGGGAGGUGCAAAUACGGAACCUGGGUGGGCCGAAUUACAUGCGCGGAGGCGGCAAGAUCUACGACGAGCAAGGGCGAGAGAUACCGGGCGGCGGCAAGGGCUACCGCUACUUCGGACGCGCAAGAGACCUGCCUGGUGUCAAGGAGCUGUUCGAUGCCGCGAGGGCGAAGGCGACGAACGAGAAGCCUCUGGAGACGAGAGACGACUUGCGAAAACAGGUCGAUGCCGCCUACUACGGUUACGCGCCAGACGAGGAGGACCCGGAGCUGCUCGCCUACGAACUCGCCAAGGAAGAGGAGGCGUUUAAGCACAUGGCGAAGACGGGCAAGCAGCAACCGCCCCCGAACUGGGAGCCAUUGCCGGGCGACACGGGCGACGGGAAGAGCUGGGAGCUACCGACGCUGGAGGAGGUGCAGGAGGAGUUGAUCAACAGGCGGCGGCAGAAAUUACUCGACCAGUUAUAGCAGACAAGCCGUGCGCUACCUUUCCGCGCACGAUGAGAGCUGCUUGCUUCUGUUGGAGGAGGGAUACCGGUCACAUUUUUCCAAUGCUGCGUGGCUGCUGUACCAUUUCAUAGUUCAAUGUUUGGGGUUCACUUACGGCCUGUGAUGAUGGCUGGCGUUCUCGGAUGGCUUACGGUUGAUCGAAUACCAAAAACGACAUUUCUCACCCACUUUACAGUACCUGAAAGACUUUCAUCUC
This is a messenger RNA of Colletotrichum destructivum, 1135 nucleotides long. Its product is annotated as Putative pre-mRNA-splicing factor Isy1, helix hairpin bin domain superfamily. The record is from RefSeq and is a predicted model, not a curated record. Gene Ontology annotation, cellular component: catalytic step 2 spliceosome; post-mRNA release spliceosomal complex; Prp19 complex. Lineage: Eukaryota; Fungi; Ascomycota; Sordariomycetes; Glomerellales; Glomerellaceae. Gene Ontology annotation, biological process: mRNA 3'-splice site recognition; generation of catalytic spliceosome for second transesterification step. The coding region runs from base 163 to 897 and encodes 244 amino acids. The transcript is spliced from 2 exons.